AUCGAGCUUGUGUUGUCAAUAUAUUUGAUACCGCAAUAAAGGGUUUCUAACAUGGCAAUCAUUUCGAUUUCGUUUCUGGGGCCUGCCAUCCUCUACGUAACAUUUGGCUACUUUCUGGUUACGGCCAUCUACCGAGUCUACUUUGAUCCACUUGCCAAGUUCCCAGGCCCGUGGUACUACGCUGCCUCACAGAUUCCCAUCACCAUCCAGCGCAUAAAAGGUGAUGAGGUUGCUACCUACGCCAAGCUCCACCAGAAGUAUGGUCAGUAUGUGCGUGUCGCGCCGGGCGAGUUAAGCACUAUCAACCCGGCUGCCGCAACGGACGUAUACGGACACCGUAAUGCCGCCCGUCAAAUCCCCAAAGACUUCAAGGCCUACUACAUGAAGAACCAGCGAGGAGACGGCACUGAGGGUCUCAUGACGGCCGAUGACGAAUCUCACCGCCGCAUGCGAAAGAUUUUCUCUCCAGCCUUCAGCGACCGAGCCAUUCGCGAGCAAGAGCCGCUUCUGAAGAAGUAUACGGAUCUCCUCGUGGAGAAGUCGGGUGAAUGUUGCGACUCCAAGGGCAAGGUGGAUAUCCACAUGUUCUUCAACUUUGCCACCUUUGACUUUGCUGCCGAUCUCGUCUUUGGCGAUGGUCUUGACCACCUGGAGCGAAUGGAAUACCACCCCUUCCUAGCCAACAUCUCCGGCGUCGUCAAGUUCAGUGCUUUCCGGAGAGCUAUUCGGUCUUUCCCUAUGAUGGACAAGAUCUUUGCCCAGUUUAUUCCAAGGUCCAUGAUCAAGAAGCGCAUGGAGCAUACCGACUUCUGCGACGACCGUGUCAACAAGCGGUUGGAGAAGAACGUCACCGACCACCCGGAUAUGUGGACUCUUGUUCUGCAGGCUGAGGAUAAGGGUGAGGGUCUGACCUUUGGUGAAAUGCGCCAGAAUUCGUUCCUCAUCCUGACAGCCGCCACGGAGACGACUUCAUCGUUGAUGACGGCACUGACCUUCCUCCUGGGCCAAAACCCGGACAAGCUAAAGAAGCUCACGGACGAGGUUCGGGGCAAGUUCAGCUCGACUGAAGAGAUGACCACUCUCACCUUGCCCCAUCUGGAAUACCUGCAAUGCUGCAUCGAGGAAGGCCUCCGCUGUUAUCCCCCUGUGCCCGGCGGUCUUCCUCGCCGCACCGGGCCACAGGGAGGCAACCUCGACGGCCACGAGCUUCCUCCUGACAUCGUAGUCUACUAUGCGCAGUCUGCCGCGUAUCAUUCUCCGAUGCACUUUGCUCGUCCCGACGAGUUCAUCCCCGAGCGGUGGGCUUCAUCGCCCCCGACAGAAUUUGCCAACGACCGUCUAGAGGCGGUCCAGGCUUUCUCCGCUGGUCCGCGAGACUGCAUUGGAAAGAACCUCGCCUACCACGAAGCGAGACUUCUGGCAGCCAAGUUCUUCUGGACGUAUGAUGUGGAGGUCUGCGAGGAGAGCAUGGAUUGGAUGAACCAGAAGACAUAUAUUGUUGGCCUUAAGAAGCCGCUCUAUGUGAAGCUUCACCGGGUCAAGAGGGAUGCGUAAAUAUCCCGGGGUAGCAAUAGAAAACUUGGCUCGCCUCAGCUCGACCUGGACGCACAAAGAGGGCUGGAGUUCAUGACUUGGGCAGAAUACUUGGAGUGUGGAGUCAGACUCUCUCCAUGCGCAUGGGGCAGUUGAAAGUUUGCAAGUCAAGUGUCGGGAGGGCGCUCUUGGGUUGAAUGCAUAUCUAAGUAGGCUCAUGCCUAAGAAAGCACAUUUACCGCAUUCCUAACGCAAGAGUUGCUUUUGUGGAUAUAGGUUUCAUAGAAACGGGAAUUCUUCUUUCUCGUCUUCGUCAUUAGGGU
Molecule: messenger RNA, 1856 nt
Organism: Ilyonectria robusta
Lineage: Eukaryota; Fungi; Ascomycota; Sordariomycetes; Hypocreales; Nectriaceae
Product: cytochrome P450
Exons: 4
Coding region: 52-1554 (500 amino acids)
Molecular function (GO): monooxygenase activity; iron ion binding; oxidoreductase activity, acting on paired donors, with incorporation or reduction of molecular oxygen
Source: RefSeq, a predicted model, not a curated record